Molecule: messenger RNA, 751 nt
Organism: Saccostrea cuccullata (small rock oyster)
Lineage: Eukaryota; Metazoa; Mollusca; Bivalvia; Ostreida; Ostreidae
Exons: 7
Molecular function (GO): protein binding
Source: RefSeq, a predicted model, not a curated record
AUGCCAGGAAAACCAGAUCCACCUGAUGUAUUCAGUGUCAUUUGUUAUGCGGAGAGUGCUGAAGUAGCAUGGAAAUCUUCUUUCAAUGGAGGAGAUGUACAAAAUUUUACAGCCAUUGCUUUUAAGGAUGGUCAAUAUCAAACAAGUCGAUCUAGCUCUAUAACAGACAAGGGGGAAAAUAAAGAACAUGUGAUAUCGAUUAACGGUCUUCAACCUUCUGUUACUUACAUUUUUAAGGUUUCUGCAAUGAAUUCCCAUGGAGAAACUUUGUCAAAUACAGGUCCCACAUGCAGAACAAAAGAAAAGGCUGGUGCAAGUUUGGCGGCAAUUGCUGGAGGUACAGCAGCUGGUGGUGUAAGCAUGGCUGUUUUAGUCAUUGUUUUAGUCAUUGUUCUUCGAAGAUACAGAGGACUUGAAAAACCAGCUGCGAAAUCUCAAAGAUUAAAACAUGAUGUGGCUGAUGAUGACAGUUCAAAUGAUGAUGGUCUGAAGGACAAUGUUCUCUAUGUCCCUGCAGGACCAAGAGACAAUGGGGAUUUAGGAAACUCUGACACAGCUGAAUAUGCUGAAGUUAAUAAAAAAGGAUAUGGAAGUGACACCAAUGCAAAUGUUUAUGCCGAAGUCAAGAAAAAAGAAGAUGCGAGACCAAUUUAUGCUGAUGUAAAACCAAAGAAAGGUUUAUUUAAAAAGGGUGAAAAGACCAAACAAAAGAAAGGGAAAAAGCAAAAGUCAGACAAAAUUGGACAAGAUG